UUGACUUUGAGUCUUACUCCUGGUCCAUCGAAGCCCAACGAUGUCAAGUCUUUUAUCAAGCCGUAUAUCGAUCAAAUCAACUUGCUUUCACACAAUGGUAUGGUCGUGAAAAAAAAAGGUGAGACUGUCUAUCAAAGCAGAGUAUAUUUGAAUGGUGUUGACUGUGAUUUGGUGAAGCUUGCUGAACUAACCAAGACCCAUUAUGCUGCUGAAUUGGGAUGUAACUUCUGUGAUGUGUGUGGUGUCCAUGCUGAGAGCAACUCGAAUGGUAUGUACUUUUUGGAAAAACGCCAGCUUAAAACAAAGGAUGAUAUGAUUCAUGGUAACGAAGCUAAUGGUACUACUGCUAUUUCUCCUCUUUUCACUCGUUUACCUACUUUUACCGCUGUUGACUUUUUUUUAUACAAUGAGCUGCAUGGUAUUGCCCGUGAUGUAUCUAUUCUUUACUUGUACAUGUUGUCGCCACAGAAAAAUCAGUCUUACAUUGUUGAUCCAAGUAACUACUCCUUC
Molecule: messenger RNA, 510 nt
Organism: Gilbertella persicaria
Lineage: Eukaryota; Fungi; Mucoromycota; Mucoromycetes; Mucorales; Choanephoraceae
Exons: 2
Source: RefSeq, a predicted model, not a curated record